UGGAAUGAUCAAAUACUUGUAUUUCUUCCACGACUCAAGUCUGGUUCAGAGGCUCCUGAUAGCUAAUACAUUUCCGCAUUCAAACAUCUCGACAGUUCACAAAACACCAUAUUCUAUUCCCUUGUAACCCCGCAUGAUGACGUAAAAACAAGAUAGCGACUUACUUGUGGCGCGGUUGAUUUUCCUACCGGUAGUCGCAAGACCGCAUCUUUUUCGUUCUAGCCCGGGACAUUCAUGAUUCCAUUGAAUUCCUGCAUGUACUCGACUUAGCUUAGCAAAGGACAUACUCACCCUGCAAAAGGCCGUCUCCGCUUUGUCCCGCUCCGGAUAUACUCCGCUCAUCACCCGUAUAAAACCGUCGCGUCUAUGCGUUUCCAAGGACUCCAAGCAGCUCUUCGGACGUUUGCUACCGCUGCCAGAUCUGUGUCACCGAUUAGAGGACGGCGGAUCGUUUUCAGCACGCUCUCGUCUCUUGGUCGGAUUCCACUGCCACUGUCCGGGGCUACUGUCCUGAAGGCGGCACCUGCGAUUCCAUUUUUAAGCUCCCUCUUCAGCUCGAGCGCUAAAGCAGAAGAUCCAAGUAACGGUGGAGAGAUGUCUCAUCCAGUUCAGAAGAGCGAGGAGGAGUGGAGAGCGGUGCUGAGUCCAGAGCAAUUCCGUAUCCUCCGCCAAAAAGGCACAGAGCCAUCGUUCACUGGUGAAUACGACUCGCAUUACCCUUCGAAAGGUGUCUACACCUGUGCCGGCUGCGAAGCUCCCCUUUACAAGGCCUCUCACAAGUUCAAAUCUGGCUGCGGCUGGCCCGCUUUCUUUGAUGCCAUUCCAGGGGCCAUCGAUCGCCACACCGACAGCUCCUUUGGUAUGGAACGCACAGAGAUCGUUUGCAGCAACUGUGGAGGACACCUGGGACAUGUCUUUAAGGGAGAGGGUUACGACACACCCACUGACGAGAGACACUGUGUCAAUAGUAUCAGUUUGAAGUUUGCGGACGAUGAUAAGGCCGUGCAGGAGGCAGACCAGGUCAAGGCCAAGGCUUAAGAGGCUCAACGGGAAGACCGGGAGCUUGUAACAGUGGGAUUGAUUUAUUCUGGGCGAAGCUUUCGUUGCCAAGGGGAGUAGGUGUAUGUACUUGGGGUCAGGAGGUGAAAACUUUCGGAGUAGUGGCGAAGAAUGGUCGUGGGGAAAUGUAUGAUUCGAAUGUGGUCAGAUCUGAUGAUGAAGACCUAAUAUACCGAGGGGUUUCGAUUGUAUAGGAGCAUACUAGGAACGGAAAAGCGUCUAGUUACUAUACACCCUCCGAUAUGAUGAUCCUUCAAGCUUCUUCUCUAUCCCGAGAAUCGAUGAUAAGCGAAUCGAUGAUAAGCACGUAUGGAAACUCCCAUGUAUAUCAAACUAUGGCCUUGAUGUGGCGGAUGUUGUAUGAGCGCAGUGUA
Messenger RNA from Paecilomyces variotii, 1433 nucleotides. RefSeq names its product putative methionine-R-sulfoxide reductase SelR. NCBI's taxonomy places the organism in Eukaryota, Fungi, Ascomycota, Eurotiomycetes, Eurotiales, Thermoascaceae. The coding region runs from base 367 to 1038 and encodes 223 amino acids. Gene Ontology annotation, biological process: response to oxidative stress; protein repair. The transcript is spliced from 2 exons. The record is from RefSeq and is a predicted model, not a curated record. Gene Ontology annotation, molecular function: peptide-methionine (R)-S-oxide reductase activity.